Molecule: messenger RNA, 4854 nt
Organism: Sarcophilus harrisii (Tasmanian devil)
Lineage: Eukaryota; Metazoa; Chordata; Mammalia; Dasyuromorphia; Dasyuridae
Gene: SLC38A7
Product: solute carrier family 38 member 7
Exons: 11
Coding region: 1174-2568 (464 amino acids)
Biological process (GO): amino acid transmembrane transport
Molecular function (GO): L-leucine transmembrane transporter activity; L-glutamate transmembrane transporter activity; L-glutamine transmembrane transporter activity
Source: RefSeq, a predicted model, not a curated record
CCCCGGGAGGGACCGCGGCUCCUCCCUUCUCCCCGGGGCGGGGGUUCUCCGGCCUUGACAUCCGGGGCGCCGCGGGCCGGCUAGCGCACUUGCACGUGGGGAAACUGAGGCCGGGCCGGAGUCCUCCCCGGCUGCCUCGGCCCGUUCCCCUCCCCCCCUCCCGCGCACGCCCGGAAAGGGGGAGGUCUGCGGAGGCUCCGGCUCCCAGCCCCGGGGCGCGGGGGAGGGACCGGCCCGGGUCCGGAGCGGGAUUUGAAUCCGGGUCUUCCCCGGAGCUGAAGCUAGGGCGGGGCUCAGGGAGAGCCCAGGAACCGCCGGCUCGGUAGCCAGAGGGGAACCGAGGCGGGGCCGCGGCAGAGCGAGGACCGGGCCCGGCCGAUGCCCUUUCCCCUCUCACCUGCGCGUGUGACCGAGGCCCCAGCGCCCUAGGUCCGGCUUAAAGCUGAGCCAGGAGUUUUCAGAAGUCUGGGGCCCGCCCCCGCGGACAUCUGGCCCGGGAGGGGAAGUCUCCGGCAGGAAGCCCGAGGCUGGGAACCCCAGCCGUGCUGAGCAGGAGCCUUUGCACCUUUUUUACAUCUUAUUUUCCAACUAGCAAAAGCCUAUUUUCCCUCCCACCCCCUCCCAGUUUUGAAAAAGAGAGGGAAAAACAACGCCCUUGUGACCUGUCCCGAGGCGAGCAAAAGGAAUUGCUCUGCGGGCGCUUUCCCGGCCCUGCCCCCGAGUUUGAGCUUUGCCGGCCCCGGUACCGGAUUGCUUCGGAGGAAGGCCCGUGUUGGAUGGGGCUUUCCAGGCAUCAGGAUUUGUGGCUUCCAGGUCUCAAAGCAGCCCGGUUUCAGAUGCUUUCCUUCCCAACUCCUUUCGAGAGCUUUCUGAGGUGGCCGAUCGUUCCUGGUGGCCUGUUUUCUGGACCUGGGGUUUCCCCACUCCGUAACCUCUCUGGUUACCGGGGGCAGGUGCGCGGAGGGUUCCAAGACCCGCCUCUGCCUCGGGUUCCCCUCUCUGGUUACCGGGGGCAGGGCCUCACCAAGCCAUUGCCAGGGCCAUCAGCCCUUGGUCAUGCUAAGCCCAACCACUGCCUGGACCUUUGUUUCUCUCAUGGCUGUCUGGCAAUCGAGGAGCUGAGCGGACGGCAGAGACAAGCACCAGCACCGGGGACAAGGAGCCCAUGUGGCCAUGGCUCAGAACCACAUGGUCAUCAACAGUGACUAUGGAGAUUGGGGUUGGAGUUCAGAUGCUGGAGAGCGUGCCCGGCUCCUCCAGAGCCCCAUCGUGGAUGGAGCCCCCAAAGGGGAAGAGGAGGAGCCACGAGCCACAAACGGGGGGACCACCUCCACUCUGGGAGCCGUCUUUAUCGUGGUGAAUGCCUGCCUGGGCGCUGGCCUGCUCAACUUCCCUGCUGCCUUCAGCACAGCCGGGGGGGUGGCCGCUGGAAUCACACUGCAGAUUGGCAUGUUGGUCUUCAUCAUCAGUGGCUUAGUCAUCCUGGCAUAUUGCUCCCAGGCCAGCAACGAGCGCACCUACCAGGAGGUGGUGUGGGCAGUAUGUGGCAAAUUGACGGGGGUUCUGUGUGAGGUUGCCAUCGCGGUGUACACUUUUGGCACCUGCAUUGCCUUCCUCAUCAUCAUUGGGGACCAGCAGGACAAAAUUAUUGCCGUGCUGGUGAAGGAGUCGGAGGAAGCACUCAACAGCCACUGGUACACAGACCGGAAAUUCACCAUCAGCCUCACGGCCUUUUUGUUCAUCCUCCCCCUCUCCAUCCCCAGGGAGAUUGGCUUCCAGAAGUAUGCCAGCUCCCUGAGUGUCCUUGGCACUUGGUACGUCACAGCCAUCAUCGUUAUCAAGUAUAUCUGGCCAGAUAAGGAGCUGCCCCCUGGGGAUGUACCCACCAGGCCGAUCUCCUGGAUGGCUGUGUUCAAUGCCAUGCCCACGAUCUGCUUUGGAUUCCAGUGCCAUGUAAGCAGCGUGCCCGUCUUCAACAGCAUGCGGCAGCCCAAGGUGCAGACCUGGGGUGGCGUGGUGACAGCAGCCAUGGUCAUAGCCCUCUGUGUCUACAUGGGCACAGGCAUCUGUGGUUUCCUAACCUUCGGAGUCAAUGUGAACCCCGAUGUGCUCCUCUCGUAUCCCUCGAAUGAUAUCCUUGUUGCCAUUGCCCGUGUCUUCAUCAUCAUCAGUGUGCUGACCUCCUACCCCAUCCUGCACUUCUGUGGACGGGCGGUCCUGGAGGGCCUGUGGCUGCGAUACAAGGGCGAGACGGUGGAGGAAGACGUGGCCAGGGAGAGGCGCCGGCGGGUGCUGCAGACGGUCACCUGGUUCUUGCUGACCCUGCUCCUGGCCCUGUUCAUCCCGGACAUAGGAAAAGUCAUUUCCAUCAUUGGUGGCUUGGCGGCCUGCUUUAUCUUUGUCUUCCCAGGACUCUGCCUGAUUCAAGCCAAACUUUCUGAAAUUGAAGAAGUCAAACCGAGCAGCUGGUGGGCGCUAGUCGCUUAUGGAGUCCUCUUGGUGACCCUGGGAGCCUUCAUCUUCGGACAGACCACAACCAAUGCCAUCUUCAUGAACCUCGCAGCCUGAGCUCCUUGUUUGGGACCAGACGGCCGGAGGGAAGAAAUGGCCUCUUCUGUGGAGAUCUCAAAGAACCAUAUCCAUGCUCCAGCCCCGGCUGGUGCCCCGGGGACCAUAUCAUAUUGCAUCCUGUCGUCAGUGCACUGGUGAAGCAGGCGGCUGGAACUGCUUCUACAAGGGGUUUUUCUGGUCAGAGGACAGAACCAGAGACUUCCUGGCUACUAGCAUCAUCUCCCACCACUGAAUCUUCCCAAGGACUGCUAUCUCCAUAUCCAGAAUUAAAACCUCAUUUCUUUUACUCAUUGGGAGAGAAGAACAGGAGGAAGAAAGAAUCUAGUCUUACUUGAGGGAGGAGAAAAUCCUCCCUGUGCUGGGAAACACUUUCUGCAGAAGGCUGGCCCCUGGCAGGGAGCACUUCUGGGGAGGCCUUUGUGCUGGGGACACUACAUGCAGUAACUAAAGCCACUUGUGACUUAAAGUGAACUUAAAGUUCAAAUGUGAACACAGGAGCUCAAAUGCAGAGGAAUUCCAAAAUCAUGCACAUGAUUAUCACAAAAGGAAGGAUUUUUCCCUGCCCAGGGAGCAGGAGACCAGAAACUAUCAAGCUCUGGCCAACAAAGGGUAGGGAUCAGACCCAAGCUCCCUUGACCCCAUUUGGACCCACUUUGUUUUGAUAAAUGUCUUUCCACUAAUCAUUAGUUACAGCCGGAGCCUUUUGGAACCUCAUCUCUUCUGCCCAGUACCAUGUUGGCUGGGAACAAGGAAGAGGAAAGACCACUAUUCCAUGGGCCUCAGGCAGCUCCAUGUCACUACAUUCCAGUGGGGCUUGACCAGCCUUCUUGGUCCGUCUGGCCCCAGAAUCUCACAAAGUCUAAUGUUUACAGAGACCGUUGGACUUCCCUGUCUGCAGAGGGGGCCAACACGCGUUAUGGUGCUUCGCGUAUCCAUCCGUUACCUCCUGAUUAGGAAUUCUUUUCCCUCUCAGAUUCCCAGUUGGCCCCUCCUCUAAGAACACGAAGGAGGAAAGGAUGGCAAGAGGGCUGUUUUGUCUUCUUUUGAACGUUCUCAGAAGCUCCUGACCCACGCUUGCUGUUCUCUGUCAAAAUUUCCAUUUCCCAUUCUUUCAUUUAAGGGCGAGUACAGUCCCUGGAUGGGAAAGACCCUCCUGGUGAGGGGCUGGUAAUGGGAACGAUAACACUGGAGAUAGGAGAGGUUUGGACCCCCUUCUCUGCAGCCUAACAGUUUACAAGACAAUUGUGAGUUUUUUCCAUGCCUGGUGACACUACUUCCAGUGCCAUGAUCCCCUUUCUUUUACACAUUUGAUUUUUCUCUUAUACCCAAAGAAAAGGGCAGUCAUUAGCUUUGGAGCCACUGCCCUGCCCUCCAUCAGGCCCCAUGGGCAAGCAGAUCCUGCUCUGGUAUCUCCCCUGCCAUAAUCACAAAGUAGAUUGUGUUGAGAACGUUGUAUUUUAUUCUUUUGGAGGAAAAGAUGGAGGAUGCGGUCCCCAGAGGGUCAGGAAUUUUAAGAUUUUCUAUCUCUGUCAACCCCCACCAUCUAUUUCUCCAGUGUCCAUGCCUCCAUCAAGUGGUGUGGCUUUGGGGCCCUCAGCAGCCUCUGCUCACUUUAGACAAUCUCAGGAAGACCAAGGGUGAUAAACUAGAACUAGCUCCUUCCAGACCAACACCUCCACUCUUGGGAGGUAGAGAGGCCGUUCGCAGAGAGCACCCCAACCUCUCCGGCUCACUAGUUGGUUUUUCCUAAGUGAUGGAUGCAGUUGGAGGCCCUAGUUAAUAGGAAGGAGGCUUCUUUCCUCCAAGAAUACUUUGCCCUUGAAGGUCUAGCAAGGGACCUGGUCCUCCCUCUUCCCACAUAAAUAACCAGGGCCUUGAAGGUUCAAUUGUGUGGGAAGAUGAAAUUGAGUAGCUUGGGUUUCUCCCUCUUGUUUUCUCUUCCUUCUAACCAGUAAUACAGGCCCAGCUUCUUACCAAAGUCUGGGCUUUUAUGCUCUCACCUGUCUCUGGAAGUUGGGGAGAUGUGUUAGCCACUCCCCUCCCCCCCCCAUAUUGCAUCUGGAAAUGUCUGUCCCUUUUAGAGGGAACUCAUAUGAGGGCAGGGUGUUCCAGUCUCAUUAGGUGUGUGAAGCCAGAAAAAGGGGUGGACUCUGGCUCACCCCAGAGCCAGAUGGGGUGAGCACAGAUGGGCACCUCCCCAUCUGUGAUUUUUAAUUUUUUUUCCCCUCUACCCUUUUCCCCUUGGCCUUGAAAACACAUAAUAAAAGGGAAUUUUGCUGCUGA